UCCAAACUUCAUUAACAAUAUAGAGGUCGGUCUUGGGAGGAGCGUUCGUGAUUCCUGAAAUAUUCAAUGGUCAACUAGCUAACUUUAGCAAUCUUCUUCAACGUGCGAGACUGGAGCUUGCUGCUGAUGACAAGAAAGGGCACCCUGGCCUGACACAACAAUCCGACUGUCUCGGGACUUCAAUUUGAAUUUGUUGCAACCAUGAAGUUCACGCAAUUUUUGCUAAAGAACAGCUCCAUACCUAAACAAGCACUAGUGGAUCGGUUUUCCAAGUUCUCCCCCUCGCCUCUGUCAAUGAAACAAUUCAUAGACUUUGGCUCGGCCAAUGCCUGUGAGAAGACGUCCUUUGUGUUCCUUCGUCAGGAGCUUCCUGUCCGGCUGGCCAACAUCAUGAAGGAGAUUGACUUCCUCCCUGACAAGCUUCUCAGCACCCCGUCACUACAGUUACUACAGAGCUGGUAUGCAACAAGUCUGAUGGAGAUAGUGGGCUUCCUGGAGAAAGAGCCCGAUGAUAAAAAGAUCCUGAAGAAGUUCACUGAGACGCUGGUGAACAUCAGGAACCGCCACAACAACGUGGUUACCACCAUGGCACAGGGAGUGGUGGAGUACAAGGAUGCCUUUGGCUCCGACCCUGUGACCAAUCAGAACGUCCAGUACUUCUUGGAUCGCUUCUACAUGAGCCGCAUCUCCACACGCAUGAUCAUGAACCAGCACUCUCUCAUCUUUGAUGGAAGCGCCAACCCCGCCCAUCCCAAGCACAUUGGCACCAUCGACCCUGACUGCGACGUGACGGAGGUGGUAAAAGAUGCCUUUGAUAGCUCCAAGAUGCUCUGUGAACAGUACUACCUGACCUCGCCAGAGAUUGACCUCACACAAGUCAACGCCAAAGGUCCUGACCAGCCUCUUCGUAUUGUCUAUGUUCCUUCCCAUCUCUACCACAUGCUGUUUGAGCUCUUCAAGAACGCCAUGAGAGCAACAGUGGAGACUCAUGAAAUGGCCCUGCAUCUCCCGCCGGUCAAAGUCCGAGUCUCACUGGGCAGUGAGGACCUAACAAUUAAGAUAUCAGAUCGAGGAGGCGGAGUUCCCCUGAGGAAGAUAGAGCGUUUGUUCAGUUACAUGUACUCCACCGCCCCCAGCCCCGUCGAUAUUGACAACAGCCGCAAUGCACCACUGGCUGGUUUUGGCUAUGGUCUUCCCAUCUCCCGUCUCUAUGCCAAGUACUUCCAGGGAGACCUGCAGCUCUACUCCAUGGAGGGAUAUGGGACGUCAGCUGUCAUCUACCUGAAGGCCUUGUCCUCAGAGUCUGUGGAAAGACUUCCUGUUUACAACCAGUCAGCCAUAAGGCAUUACCAGAUGAGCAAUGAGGCAGAUGACUGGUGCAUGCCCAGCAAGGAUCCCAAGAAGCUGGGGAAGUAUGAGAGGAGAAGUUAACCAAACAGAUGGAGAGAGAGAGCUCAGAUAACAUGAAGAGCAGGAGGAAAGAAAGAAGAAGAGGAGGAUGACUGAAAGGAGGAAUGGAAUGAUGAUUCAUAAUCAGAAACUGACAGAAGGUACCCAGUUGUACUGUGUGUGUGUGCGCGUGUAUGAGAUAUCUGGAUUGUUCGCAAUGGAGAUUCUCAUCCAGAAACACAUUCAGGUUGGAGGCGUUUCAAUGGCAAUUCCAGGAUCUCUAUUCAAAACCAGGAUCUCUAUUCAAUACCAGGAUCUCUAUUCAAUACCAGGAUCUCUAUUCAAAACCAGGAUCUCUAUUCAAAACCAGGAUCUCUAUUCAAUACCAGGAUCUCUAUUCAAUACCAGGAUCUCUAUUCAAAACCAGGAUCUCUAUUCAAUACCAGGAUCUCUAUUCAAAACCAGGAUCUCUAUUCAAUACCAGGAUCUCUAUUCAAAACCAGGAUCUCUAUUCAAAACCAGGAUCUCUAUUCAAAACCAGGAUCUCUAUUCAAUACCAGGAUCUCUAUUCAAUACCAGGAUCUCUAUUCAAUACCAGGAUCUCUAUUCAAAACCAGGAUCUCUAUUCAAUACCAGGAUCUCUAUUCAAUACCAGGAUCUCUAUUCAAAACCAAGAUUUCUAUUCAAUACCAGAAUCUCUAUUCAAUACCAAGAUCUCUAUUCAAAACCAAGAUUUCUAUUCAAUACCAGGAUCUAUAUUCAAUACCAGGAUCUAUAUUCAAUAAGUGACUUUGUGAAUGUUACAGUCAGAAACAGGGCCAUAAACUAUUCACAAUCACAUCUCACCUUUUGGUUUCAUUUAGCCACACGUUUCAGGUAUUCAUUUCACUCACUUAUAUUAACAUUAUGACACUGAAGCAGUGUAAAAAAAACUAGCAUUUUGUUUAAAAGGUGUAUUUUAGUUUGCAACUGAUCAUUUAAUUUAUCAAAUGCCUGAAUUUGGUUAUACAGUGAGAUAAGCGGCAGAGUAGCCUAGUGGUUAGUGUUGGACUAGUAAUCGAAAGGUUGACAGUUCAUAUCCCCGAGCUGACAAGGUCUGUCGUUCUGCCCCUGAAUAGGCAGUUAUUGAACAUAAGAAUUUGUUCUUAACUGAUUUGCCAAGUUAAAUAAAUAAAAAGCUGAUACUACAUUUUAGAUUUUGUAUCUAGUGUUCUCUAAACUCUUCACUUACGGCUACAGUAUGCAGCUAGAACACUGAGCUCCAUGGACGCAGGUAGAUAUAGUGUGUCAGUCAGAGACCUGUCAAGGCCAUGCUGUCAGUCGAUGGGUUUUCUCUGGUUACCCUUCUACUACAGGAUGUUCUAUGGGUACAUAGUGGUCAACAAAUGUUAUUUUCAACAUACUAUGUAGACUCCAUAUAGUUUCAACUCUGAGCAUUUCACCUUUUUGUUUUUUACUGCUUACAAAUAUUCAUCAAUCUCGGAAGAUUAGACAGACGUUUAUGUCCAAUGUUUUUUGCGGCCUAAAGGGAUUUUAGUAGAAUCAACUGUAAAUCUUGGUGACUCGUUUUUUUGUUCCACCCUCACUUGUUGAAUAAGACAAGAGCUCAAACAAAGGUCAUUCAUUCAAGGUUUCCUAUGAAGACAGAAAAUAGAUAUUGAAGACAUUAAGGUAUCUAGUACAUUUACUCUAAACCAAGUCCAACUGAGUUUAAGUAUAAGUUAUGUGAAUAUUGAGAUACAUUUUCUAUCAUUCUGUUAUAUUUUUCAAUGACUAAAACGAUUGCAUUUUAGAGGCCGCAUAGGUCUUUUAUACAUGAAGUAUUUAUUGAAUAACGUUGUGUGCCAGAGAGCAAAAUGGGAGUAUUAUCACAUUUCUGUGAUUAGGGACACGGUAAGACUGAGUUGAAUCAAAUGUUUAACUGGUGCCCAGUGUGGGUAUUUGAUGUGUUAACUUGGGCAGUCAUUACAACAUUUAAUUUCCUGGUAUACACUAAAUAGUCACUAUUAUUACACUCCUUAGCAAUAAGAAAUCACAUAAAAGACUAUGUACACUUACUAACAUUUAAUCCAAUAACAGCUAAGUAUUUGUAACUAGUCAAUAUUUGUAUGUGCAUUGAAACAAAACAAAAAUAGUUUGAGACUAACACUGAAGUGCCAACUUUUAUUUCUCUCUUUCUGGUUUUUAACAUGUAUGGUUUUAAAUCACACAAUCUCGGGAUGUUGAAGGCAUUUCAUAUUUUUCAAAGUAUCACCGUAAGUGCUGUGAUGUCAUAUUAAACCGACCUGGGAGGAGCUAUCUAUCAAUAGAAGUUGCUGAUUGGACCUCACACGGUGGGCGGAGUCCUAACUUGAGAUUAUUGCACAUAAUUUAUUAUUGUUGCCGUGAAUAGAUGAUUUACCAAUAUACAUUAUUUGGGUUAUGGGCAACCAUCUAAUGUCAGGAUUUCAGUCUAAUUGAAUUCUAACUGAAUAACAAUAGUGGUUAUCUGCUUAUUUUAGCAUCUUCAGGUUGUUCAAUAAAAUGCAGCUCUUUAUGUAGUUCUCUCUCUGCCUUUUGUCCCUCUGCCAGAGCCUUCAGAAAGUAUUCAUACCCCUUGACGUAUUCCACAUGUUGUUGAGUUAAAGCCUGAAUUCAAAAUGGAUUCAAUACAUAAAACAUCUCACCCAUCUACACACAAUAUACCCCAUGAUAACAGUGAAAACAUGUUUGUAGAAAGUUUAGCAAAUGUAUUUAAAUUUAAAUACAGGAAAAUCUCAUUUACAUAGGUAUUCACACCCAUGUUUCAAUACAUUGUAGAAGCACAUUUGGCGGCGAUUUCAGCUUUGAGUCGUCUUGGGUAUGUCUGUAUAAGCUUUGAGUCGUAUUGGGUAUGUCUGUAUCAGCUUUGAGUCGUCUUGGGUAUGUCUGUAUCAGCUUUGAGUCGUCUUGGGUAUGUCUGU
Oncorhynchus gorbuscha (pink salmon) is the source of this 4331-nucleotide messenger RNA. Its product is annotated as pyruvate dehydrogenase (acetyl-transferring) kinase isozyme 2, mitochondrial-like. Gene Ontology annotation, biological process: protein phosphorylation; regulation of glucose metabolic process. Gene Ontology annotation, cellular component: mitochondrion. Lineage: Eukaryota; Metazoa; Chordata; Actinopteri; Salmoniformes; Salmonidae. Bases 202 to 1431 code for a protein of 409 amino acids. The transcript has 12 exons. Gene Ontology annotation, molecular function: pyruvate dehydrogenase (acetyl-transferring) kinase activity. The record is from RefSeq and is a predicted model, not a curated record.